AUGGAAGCCAGUCUUCUCAUGCAGCAGUGUUACACGGGCACGAUGGGGGAGGCACCAGACUCGGUCUCUGUCUUUGCACCAUUCUGCUGGUUCAGCAGUGAUGGGACAUCUGUGGCUCUCAGAUUUGGCCACUGGGGCAUGGGGGAGGCUCCAGAUGAAUCUGUAGUAUCUCUGGGGCUGCACACAGGUGCCACAUUUGAUUCUGAAGUCCCAAGACGAAGAGGGAAUAAAUACCAGCACAAGAAGAGCUCCUGCGUGAAGACUUUCCUCCCCACCUUCCACAGGAGCAGCAUUUCUCUCUAUCUCCUGUGGGCACCCCUCCUCCUAAGACACGGCUUCCGCAUUCUCUGUACACUCGGAGUGAACUCUCAGGCGCCUCAAGGUUCUGGCUUGCUCCCGACGGCACGCUUGCUAAGGCGCAUAGGGGUGCUGAUCACGCCUCCCACUGAGUAUAAAUUAGAAAUAGACACUGGAAUUGAACAGAUAAAGAUCAAAAGGUCAGCUUUAUUUCCAGCAAAUGUAUGUUGGAGAGUAGACCUCGGACCUCGACUGCAGUCAGCCUUCCUCACAGCCCCCACCUACUGGGAUUCAUCUGACACGGGACGAGGUGCGGGAGGCGCGGUGGCCGGGGGCGCCUGGCUUCCCCAACCGCGCUGCCUGCAACGGCGCGACGUCCUGGGCUCAGCCUCUCGUCCCGACCCCGCAUCGGAGCCCCGUCGGGUCCUGGAGGAGGAAACAAUCUGCUUGGUUCGCCUCCAGGAGCCCGAGGGGAGGGGCCGCCUUUGUGUCCUCUCCUGUCUCCGUCAAGCCAUAUGCAACUGGCAGCCGCCACGCUCCUCCCCGGGGGAAGAGGAGAAGCAGCGCCGGAUUCCUGCAUGGAAGGGCCCAUGCGGGGGCACCGGGGGCCUGGACUCCCACCCCGGGGAGCUGGGCUCAGGCCGCCCCUCGCGCCUCCCUGCCCCGAGGCUGCGAGGGGACAGGGGCACGGGCCUCGGAGGCACCUGGGGAGGAUGCCCCAUCCCAGGUGGCACCCUGGGCUCCUCAGUGACCCGAGCGCUUGGCAAGACCCGCUCUCUAAUUUCUUUCAAGAGCAGAAAACGGUGCUGCCGGGUGACGGAAGAGACGAGCCGACGGAGCGGAGGGUUCAGGAGGCCUGAGAUGACUCUCCAGUGUCCCCUCCCGUUAAGCUUCUCCGAGAGACAAGGGGCAGGGAAUGAAAACGAGCCCAUGGUUCCGGCAGCUUGGGGAGUGAAAGGCCAGACCACCUGCUGAGAGGAGACCAAAACAUGGACUAAUUUCAUGCAAAGAAUGCCUAAAAGAAACAUUUUCAUUAGGAUGCACCUUGCACCACCGAGGUACAGGGCUUACCGAGACACACGGCAGGGGCAGGACGGGUUUUUAAAGGCAACGGGACAGCCGGAAAAACAAAGACCUGGGCCUAAGGGCAAAGAGACUGCAGAUGAACGCGUAUAAUAAGGUUAUACUGAGACCGAGAUGGGGCCACCAAUUAGGCCCCGAGCUUCCAGCAGGCCAAAGCAGAAAGGGAAAUAUUAUGUUACCAAAUGUAUAUCUUUCAUGAGGAACCCCCUACUGCUACCAGUUCCUCAUCCUUUUUUAUCAUAAGAUUCAUAAGCAUGGAUAAUUAUCUUCAGGAAGAGAAUACUUAGGGAGUUUCACUACGGCCUCUUUCAAGUAUUUGAUGGGCUGCCAAGUACAAAAAGGAAAGAUUGCUUUGGGUAAUUCCAAACCACAAAACUAGAAUCAAUGAGUGUAAGUUAAAGGGAACAGAUUUUGGUUAAAAAUAAAGAACUUUCUAACAAUUAGAGUUGUCCAUAAAUGGAAUGAGCUGUCUGGCAAAGAAGUGAGCUCCCUGUUACUGGAAGUGAUCAAACAGAGGCUGGCUAACCAUCUGUUAAGGAUAAAAAGGAUUUGUACAUAAUGAGAGAAUUAUGCAACAACAUAAUACAAGGCUCUUCAUGACAGUUUUAUUUAUAAUAGUAGGAAAGAAAAUAGAAUCAACCUAAAUGUCCAACAAUAGGGGAUUAGAUUAUUAUGGUACUCUUAUCUGAUUUAUUUUAUUUUAUUUUUUACAGAUUUUACAGAUGUUAAAAAUCAAUAAAAUGAUGACAUGGGAAAUGCUUAGAAUCUAUUACUAGGUGGAAAAAAAAAACAGGCGACUGUAGCGUAUAUAUCGUGAUGCCAUUUUGUAAAAAAUAUUUGUGUUUGGACAAAUAACACUAAAAAGUACAUAGGUGAAAACAUUAAUGGUGAUUACCAUUAGUGUUUGAAUUAUGGGUGAUUUUUCUCCUCUGGGCUUCUCAGGGUUUUCCUGGUUUUCUAUGUUGAGCACUUACUACUUAUGUAA
Canis lupus familiaris (dog) is the source of this 2365-nucleotide messenger RNA. RefSeq lists its product as uncharacterized. The transcript is spliced from 5 exons. Bases 1 to 1272 code for a protein of 423 amino acids. Lineage: Eukaryota; Metazoa; Chordata; Mammalia; Carnivora; Canidae. The record is from RefSeq and is a predicted model, not a curated record.